Messenger RNA from Drosophila santomea, 571 nucleotides. RefSeq lists its product as uncharacterized. Bases 34 to 456 code for a protein of 140 amino acids. The record is from RefSeq and is a predicted model, not a curated record. Lineage: Eukaryota; Metazoa; Arthropoda; Insecta; Diptera; Drosophilidae. The transcript has a single exon.
UUACACAUUUUUAGUUCGAACACUAAGUAUACAAUGGGUUGGCUGUCAACCAGUUUUGGUAUUAUUUUGCUUACACUUUUGUUUACCAUAUGGAUAGCAGCACAUCCGCGAUGGGAUCAAAUGGCCAAAGUGGUGGCCUCCAAGAUGAACUACACCGACCGGCAUCGAAUCCAGAAGGCCGCGAAGGCUGCCAAAUACGUGGAUACGCAGAUCGACGACUUCUAUGUCCGCAAGCUGGAGAACCAGAAGAAAGUGGCAGCCCGUGAAAUAUUGGACAGUGCGUACACUGAAACGAGCAAAUGCAUCCGGAGAUAUUACGGUGGUGAGCACCUUCAGCAGUUCAACGACUGCAUCCAGCAUGUCAUCCAGCUGCACAUAGACAGGCUAAGGUCCCUCCUUCAAAUUACCACUGAGCGACAGUCCAGCGGAGCAAGCAGACUUAACAUCUGGCACUGAUGAUACCCUGGUGAUGAUAGACUGGCCAGGAUCGCUGGCAGGCAUCAAGUCUGCUUUCUUUGCGCCCUGUGCUCUCUGAUGUACUUUAAUUAGACAGUCAACUCGAGACCCGUCA